UUGACUUCCUGCUUCCGUUUGUGUUACCAUGCAACGAGACGCCCUGGUGUGUUCCCUAAAGUACUUCCUACCCGAGUAUUAUUAUUACAAACGUAACGUUAUCAAUUUUGGUAACCGAUGCAGAUGGUACACCAAUUCUAAAGAUUUUUUUUAUAGUUUUAAGGCCGAGUGUCAGAUAUGGCCGACGGCUGGUGCACGGACACCGGAGAAUCGGUUUACCGUUCCCGGGAUGCAGUUAAAAACUUACGCAUACGAGUGCGUAUACAGCGUGUGACAUCGACAGCCGCUCUGUCUCAACACCUUCAUCAGCAAAUGAUGUCUCAGCGGGAAAGAGGAGUUAUAGAGCUAGACACCUUCAGCUCUCAGACGCAAUCAGCCUCCACCACUGAUGAGGAGGAACUGGUGGUUGGUUGGCAAGAGAAGUUCUUCAGUCAGUAUGAAGUGGACCUUUAUCAAACAGAGUCAAACUGUCAAACACCACUGGAGCGUCAGUAUCACACAGAAAUCACGGCAAUUGAAAGAUCCAAAAGGAAGCAAAACCAGCGCAUUUUCACCUACACAGACUUUGAUCGCUUUUCCAAAUGGGAAGAGCAAGCUCAAAGUAUGCUGAUCCCAGCUCAGUCAACACCAACCUUCUUAGCAGAACGCAUGGCCAAUGUUAGACACAGGAGACAAGAGAAACGUCCUGUAGAGUCUACUGUUUCCAAGUCGCGUUUAAUCACAUGGGAGCCUUCAGAGGAGUUCAUAAAGAACAGCCACAUCAUCAACACACCAGUGCAGACCAUGCACAUCAUGGGAGAUCUUGGGCCUUCAGGAAAGUUGGGCCUGAAAGAAAAUGAAUAUGUAUUAUGCACAAUAAAAGCAGACGGUAAUGGAGUAAUCACAUUAAAACCAGACUUUAACAACAACAGAGGAGCCUACAGGCUGGAAACAGAGGGGGAGAAGAGGGAGGUGUGGAGGCUGUAUCUGGAGAAUGCCUCAUCAGACAUUCAUGCGGAGGAGAAAGAGAGAGAGCAGCGCAUGUACAGAGAUCUGUACACACGUCACAAAGAUUACCUCAACAGCCUGGUUGGCCAAGACUUCGAGAUGCCACCUCCAGGGAUACUUCGCCUGAUUGUAAAUGGAGAAAUCGUUUCUGCUCAGGGUUAUGAGUAUGAUAACCUGUACAUCCACUUCUUUCUGGAUUUACCAAACAGUUGGUCCAGUGUUCCCAUUCAGUGUCUGUCUGGUGUGACUCAGACAUGUCGCACACGCAGCAUGGGAAAGGAGGAUGUUGCCUUCUUCUCCUAUCCAUUCAGCUUUGAGACCUUCUUCCAUAAAGAAGAUGAAUCUGAUGGGUCAUUAUCCCAGUGGCCUGUGCUGUAUUUCAAAGUUCUCUCACUGGAUUUUUGGCAGCGCUACAGAACUGAGGGCUAUGGAUUCCUGGUCAUUCCCUCAACGCCAGGGCGUCACAGAAUGACUUGUCGCACAUGGAGACCCCUCCAGCCCGGCACGGUGGCUGAACUGAGACGCUUCUUCAUCGGCGGAGCACCUGAACUUGAGGACAUCAGUUAUGUCAGAGUACCUGGCACUUUCAAGGGAGAGCGAUUGAGUCGCUUUGGCUUUCGCACUCAAACCACUGGAAGUGUGACCUUUACUCUUAAUUGUAUCCAGCAUGCCAGAGCUUUUAUUGAUGCCAGCACCCUGAAGAAAAGGAGACAGACUGUUCUGGAUCAGUUGGGAGGUCACAGUCAGCAGGGCUCUGUCUAUAAUGUUCUGGAAGCGUUUCAGAGGGCCCAUAAGCGCAUGCAGGAAGCAAGAGAGACUUUACCCAGAGAUCUCAUCAAUACCACAGCACAAUUAAACUCAGAGUCUUCUGCAUAGAAACAUUACACCUUGAACAUAUAUAAUAAUGCUGUUCAUAUAUAGUUGUGUUGAAAUCUAAUUUGUUUUCAGUUGCAUCUUAUGUAAUAAGAAUGUAUUAUGCAUGUAAAUCCUCACUAUUUCUGUGAAUAAUUUGCUUAAUAAAGACAUGGUUUUUGUACAUA
Messenger RNA from Pimephales promelas (fathead minnow), 2027 nucleotides. RefSeq names its product MKS transition zone complex subunit 1 (gene mks1). Gene Ontology annotation, cellular component: MKS complex. NCBI's taxonomy places the organism in Eukaryota, Metazoa, Chordata, Actinopteri, Cypriniformes, Leuciscidae. The record is from RefSeq and is a predicted model, not a curated record. Gene Ontology annotation, biological process: cilium assembly.